AUGGGAUCCAGCGCCAAACGAAAGAAGGAGAAGCAGAAGGACUUCCAGAAACCCAAGCUCAAGGUCGGCAAGGCCAAGGCCAAGCCGGAGAACUUCACAGACACCAGCUUCCGAGCCAAGGCAAUCACGCUCAACCAGCAAUCGCUCCAUGUCGCCGCACCUACCUCUAACAGCCAAUUCUCACACUUCCUCUCCCUCCUCUCAUCUAAAUCCGACACACAGCGCCGCGACUCCCUCGCCCACCUGACCACCGCAAUCGCAUCGCGACCAGUAAACCAGCCUCUUCCACAGCCUGUGAGCGUAAUGCUCCCGAACCUUCUCCCGCUCAUCCUCGACUCAAGCAACAACGUGCGCACCCAGCUCCUCAAGUUUCUUCGUACCUUGCCGCACAAUGAUGUACAGGAUCAUGUCGGGCAGCUUCUCCCAUACGUGCGCGCCGGCAUGACACAUCUUGCCGCAGAUAUUCGCGUCUCUGCCGUCGAGAUCUUGUCUUGGAUGGUCGAGGCAGCGGGCGAAAAUGUGGUAGCCAGUGCCGGCGGAUGGGUCAAGACCAUGAACUGCUUCUUGUCCGUAUUGGGAUGGCAUACCGAGGAGUCAUCACGGUGGUCAUCGAACCGGGCUUCGUUCGGCAAAUCCGGUAGCAAGGGUAAGCCCAUGAUCAAGGUACUGGGCGCCCUAGCAGAGUUCUUGGAUGCAGGCAUUGGACCGCCCAGUGGCUCCAGUGGCUCAUCCGAUCCGGAGCUUUCCUCGACCUGGGCUUUCCCUCUUUGCCAGACGGCUCACCACAUGAGCACGGAGUCAACGGCCCCGUACGCCUAUCUGAACUUGUUCGGACAGCCGCGCGACGAGGAAGGGGAGAUGUACGAGACCCGCGAGGAUCGGUACCGAGUGUUUCAGAAUCGCUUCUUGUCGGCUCUUGAUCGAGGAUUGAAGAGUGCGAGGGAAGAGGGCGGCGAGCUGGGUCGUGCAUCGUCCGGCGUAAACAAGGUGCUCAAAGAGGCCGUUGCUUAUGGCCCGGGGCCGUGA
Penicillium maclennaniae is the source of this 1026-nucleotide messenger RNA. Its product is annotated as IPI1/TEX10 family protein. The record is from RefSeq and is a predicted model, not a curated record. Gene Ontology annotation, cellular component: nucleus. Bases 1 to 1026 code for a protein of 341 amino acids. Gene Ontology annotation, biological process: rRNA processing. The transcript is spliced from 3 exons. NCBI's taxonomy places the organism in Eukaryota, Fungi, Ascomycota, Eurotiomycetes, Eurotiales, Aspergillaceae.